Molecule: messenger RNA, 1672 nt
Organism: Biomphalaria glabrata
Lineage: Eukaryota; Metazoa; Mollusca; Gastropoda; Planorbidae
Product: phosphatidylinositol N-acetylglucosaminyltransferase subunit C-like
Exons: 7
Coding region: 549-1445 (298 amino acids)
Biological process (GO): GPI anchor biosynthetic process
Cellular component (GO): glycosylphosphatidylinositol-N-acetylglucosaminyltransferase (GPI-GnT) complex; membrane
Source: RefSeq, a predicted model, not a curated record
CUCUAUUCAGUCUAUUGUGACUCUAUUACUACUAUUAGUACUCUAUCUAUUCUCUUCUAGAUUUAUAGGCUACAUGCCCACAAUCUACAUAGAUUAAUGAUAGAUAGAUCUAGAUCUAAAAUUUAAGACUUAGAUCUAGGCUUAAGUAAAAUGUUUCAACAGUUUUAAAGUCAUAAUUAUAAUUUAUUAAUCAUUAAAAGAUCAUGAAUUAAAAAUUCUAGAUCUAGAAUCUUCAAUCUAGAUAAUAUUUAAAACAUCUAAAAUAAAAAAUCUAAACUGACUAAACUUAAAACUAGAGUGACUAGACUACAGAAAGAAGUAAUUUAUUUAGAUUAUUUUAGAUCUAGGAUCUCUAUAGUUAAUAGAGUAGACUUAGUCUAGAGAUUAGUUAGAUUCUAAAUUCUAGUAUCUACAAUUUAUAUCUACAUCAUCAUCUAGAUCUAUAUAUAUUAUAUUAAAACUAUUACAUUUGUAGUUGGGAUUACCAAUUACCUUUAAAUAGAAUUUUGACUCAGAAUCAAUCUGAUCUAACAAAAUUACAUCAUAACAUGAGAGUAAAGCUGGCUCAGGCAAGUGCUUGGCAAAAAGUUCUUUAUAAAAAGCAAAAAUAUCCAGAUAAUUAUGUUGAUCAAUCAUUUCUUGAUGAGCUGAGAAAGAAUCAUGGUGUACAAACUUACAGUUACAAAACUCUGGUCAAUGCAUCAACAGUCAUCACACAACAACUUAGCAGUGUGGCCAUCUUUAUUGCCAUGCACUUAUAUAUGAAGGACCACUCUGUCUCAGCACAAACAUUAUGGCUAAUCAUGUCAACUUUAUCUGUUAUUGGCUACAUUGCUAACUUCAUAUUAAAUAACUCUGCUGGUCAGAGAUUAUCUUUUACUCUUUUUGUGAAGCAUUUAAAAACCUCUUUACUGUUUCAAGGCUGUAGCGCUGCACUCUCUCCUGUUUUAGUUUCACUAACAGAGACUAUAAGCACUGAUACUAUUUACACUAUGACUACAUCCAUGCUUUUAGCUAAUUUAUUGCUCUUCAACUAUGAUACAUCACAUGAUGCUGUGCCAGGAGCCAUGUCCUUCAGUGCUGCUAUAUUCUCAUCUGUUUGUCUGGCGUCAAGACUUCAUACACCCUGGCAUGCUUUCACAACAGUUACCUCAGCAUUUGAAUUGUUUGCUCUUUGGCCAUCUUUGAGAAAAAAUAUCAAGGAGAAGUAUCCCAUGAUUCACCAGUGUGUUACUGUAGUCAUCGUCUUGCUCUGCAUGGCCUGUCUUGGAUCCAAGACACUGGUCGGUGCUGUUAUUUACUGUGCAUUAGUUCUUUUAAUCACUUUUGCCUGCACAGCCUUGUUUCAUUUUCUGCAGUCUCUGAAAAAUAAUAUAUCUGGCCCCUGGGACGAGGCUGUAAUACACAGUUCUUCUGUCUUGAUGGCGGAACAUAGCACUUCCUAAAUCUGUUGCUGGUUUGCUUCUUUAGGGUUGUUGUGACAUUGUCAUCCAAGAUUUGAUAUAGAAAGUAAAUGCUACUGUGCAGCAGUCAGAUCUUGCACAUAUUUAAAUUUAUUUUAUACGUUUCAGGAUGAUGAAAACUGUAUUAUUAUGUAUACUGUAAAAUAGCAAGAUUUGUAUGAAUUGAUACCUCAUUCCAAUUCAAUCUGUAAACAGCAUUUUUUUUUUUA